GAUCCCUUAAUGGAGAAGUCGCUACUUUGUAAGCAGUCCCUAGAAGGGGCGGGUCUUCCUGGAAAUUUUGACUGCAGCUGUUUUCCUCUGCAGUGACUCACAGCGCCCUGGACUGCGGGAGAAGUGACCCUGCAUCACCAUGGUGCGCCCUUCUGGCCUACUAAACCGCAAAGAGGAGCCAGUGCCAUUGAAGAGCAUCUGUGUGACCUUGUCCAUUCGUGAGUUUGUGGCUGGUGUGUCUGCUACCUUAAACUAUGAAAAUGAAGAGAAAUUUCCUUUGGAGACCUUCUUUGUAUUCCCCAUGGAUGAAGAUUCAGCUGUCUACAACUUUGAGGCCAUGGUGGACGGGAAGAUAAUUAAAGCAGAAUUAAAGGAUAAGAAGAAGGCCCAUAGCCUCUAUGAGAGUGCCAUCAGCCACCGCCGCCAAGCUUUCCUCCUGGAGGAGGACAUGUGCUCCAGGGACGUCUUUUGUUGCAAUGUGGGGAACCUGCAACCUGGGUCAAAGGUGGCACUCACUCUGAAGUAUGUGCAGGAACUGCCCCUGGAAGUAGACGGGGCCCUGCGCUAUGUGCUUCCAGCUGUCUUGAAUCCUCGAUACUGCUCCUCUGGAUCGCCGGUGGACAGUUGCCUUAAUAUGAAGACUCCCAUAGUCCCUUUGGAUGAGUUGCCCUAUGCGUUCAGUGUGACUGCCACUGUCAGUUCCCAGCAUGGCAUUGAUCGGAUCCAGUCCAACUGCCCCUUGCGUCCUACUGAGUACAUUGGAGAUAAGAAGACUUCUGCCCAGAUUUCCUUGGCUGAUGGACACAAAUUUGAUCGAGAUGUGGAACUCCUGAUUUACUACAGUGAGGUGCAUACCCCCAGUGUAGCUGUGGAGUUGGGGAAUCCUGAAAAUAACCCAGAUGGUUUGAUGAAAGAUCCAUCUGCAAUGGUAUGUUUCUACCCAAAUAUCCCAGAAGCUGAGCCAUCAGCUAUCUGUGGAGAAUUCGUCUUCCUCAUGGACUGCUCAGGAAGUAUGCAUUGCCCUAUAAGUAAACAGGAUAAAUCACAGUUGCGCAUUGAGGCAGCCAAGGAAACACUGAUUUUGCUGCUGAAGAGUUUGCCUAUAAACUGUUAUUUCAAUAUCUAUAGAUUUGGAUCUUCCUUUGAGGCAUUCUUUCCGAAUAGUGUGAAAUACUCUCAGGAUACCAUGGAAGAGGCACUGAAGAGAGUUAAACUUAUGCGGGCAGACCUAGGGGGCACAGAAAUCUUGACACCACUCCAGAUCAUUUACAGAGAACCUUCCAUCCCGGGCCACCCCCUACAGCUUUUUGUCUUCACAGAUGGAGAAGUUACUGACACAUUCAGUAUAAUUAAAGAAGUUCGGAACCACAGACUGAGGCACAGGUGUUUUUCCUUUGGGAUUGGAGAAGGAGCCUCCACUAGCCUAAUAAAAGGCAUUGCCCGCGUAGGAGGUGGCACUUCAGAAUUUAUCACAGGCAAGGACAGGAUGCAGGCCAAGGCACUUAGCACCCUGAAACGUGCUCUACAGCCUGCAGUAGAGGAUGUUUCUGUGAACUGGGAUUUGCCUCGUGGCCUGUCUGCUAGAAAGCUUUCACCAGAACAGACUGUCCUCUAUAAGGGUCAGAGGUUAAUCUUCUAUGCCCACUUGACUGGGACUCUACCGCCAGCAGAGGGAACAGGAGAAGUUUGCCUCAACUACACACUCCAGGGCAAGAGUUUUGAGAAUAAGGUGACAUUUUCUCUACAACCCAAGCUCGAUGACAACUUCACUAUUCACCGCCUUGCUGCCAAGGCCUUUCUCCAGAGCAUGGACAUGGGCUUCAGGGAGACUCCAGCAAAAUUUAAAAAAGAUGUGCUGAAGGUCAGCAUCGACUCUGGAGUCAUAAGCUCCCAUACAGCUUUCAUUGCCGUCAACAAGGAUCUCGACAAGCCAGUUCAGGGGCCCUUGGCUCGUAGGGACAUUCCAAGGCCAAUGCUACUAGGUGCUACUUCAGUGGUCACACAGUGCAAAAGAGUUGGGUCUGCUGGGACCUUUGCUGGUGGGAAUGCUGCACCAUCUGUACGACGUCUCUCCCGAGCAAGGGAACCAUAUCUUGGAGCUGCGUUUUCCAAGGCCUCCAAUGACCUUGAAGGCUGCUCCUGGGAAUCUACUCUUCCCACCAGAGCAUCGCCAGACUUAGGAGAGAAUUAUCUGGUGCAGCUGAUAACCCUCCAAAAUGCAGAUGGUUCCUGGGAUCUAGAUGAAAGUCUGGCCAGGAUCCUAGGUAUAAAUUUGAAAGACCUACAGGCUGCACUCCCUGUCAAGGAUGCAGACCCCUCGAGCUGGGCCACAGUCCUGGCGGUGGUUUGGCUGCAUGCCAAGGCUAAGCACCAGAAGUGUGAGUGGGAACUUCUGGAAUUGAAGGCCAGAAUCUGGAUUAACACUAAUGCAGGCUCCAUCAAGAAAAAGCUUGUGAAAGCUGCUAUUACUUUUACCAACUCCUCCGUGAACCCUGGAGUCUUUGGUAUCUGAGGACACCGUCCCAAGAAAUAAGUGCCUCUCCCCUGCUGCUGCUCUUUCCUUUAUGCUCUCUUGCUGUGGUGUGUUUUUGUCUUUUACACCUGUCCUAUCAGUUUCUUGACAUAAAAGGGGAAGGAUG
Molecule: messenger RNA, 2639 nt
Organism: Suricata suricatta (meerkat)
Lineage: Eukaryota; Metazoa; Chordata; Mammalia; Carnivora; Herpestidae
Gene: VWA5A
Product: von Willebrand factor A domain containing 5A
Exons: 18
Coding region: 140-2512 (790 amino acids)
Source: RefSeq, a predicted model, not a curated record